AUGACUACUAUAUCAGACGCAUUUGGCGUGAGCAAUCUAUUUAGUUUACCUAUUGACCACAGUUGUAAAGAUUCCACAUCUGAUUCCUCUAAAAGGAGCAGGAGAGAGUCAGUGUCAGGAGUGGCAGGAGUUCAUGAAGAGGGACAUUCUGGACAUUCAGACACUUAAUACGAGGAUCCGCUCUUUGAUGACGAGGGACUUCUUGAAAGCUACACUAAAAUUUGGGAGUCUUUUAAUGACAAGGACCUAGUUCCAUAGAAGGUCAGCAAGAGCCCGAAUCUUUCUCAUUCAUGUCCUUUCUAUAAUCAGGUCUAUUCAAAUUCACCAUCCAAUGAGGAUGGGUAGUAUUUAUCAGACGUAGCAUCUUGGAUGACUAGGUCUUUUUAGGAGAACAUCGCAGCACCCAAGGCUUACCUUCCACCUGCCUAGAGUUUACUUUCUCCAGCUUGGUGUCUCAGCGGUGAUCAUACAGUCAUGACCCUACCCCCCAGAGCCAAAGCCAAUUCAUUUGGUUUUUAAGCAACUGCCAAUGAUUCAGAAAACUCCUAAAAGUAAUCUAAAAAUGGGGUGGGGGCCCACCAAAACCGCAAAGAAGGUAUUUUUUCCGCAUUAAACACCCCUCCGAAAAAAGUUUUUUCAAUCUUUUCAAAACAAUUAAACCCCGAGGACGAUACUCAGGAAGAGAACUGGGAGGAGGACACCAAUGAUACCGAGAUAAUGAAAAAUAUAAACAGCUUACUCGAUUCAGGUAAUCCAUAGAAAAAGCCUCAAUAUCCAUAUCGUACCUUGGAGAUUGUCAUCAAUAAUUAUAUGCUUAAUGAGGCCCUCUAGAAGGUCUCUGAUCCCCAGGAACUAGACUCCUGGGCGGGGUUGAGAGAUGAUCUCAGCUUCAUGCAUAUUUAAUCACAGGGGCGGUUAUCUUUCAAGUCAACCCAAUUUUACUAUCAUGCUCACACCAUUGCAUUAAAACUAAUGAUCUAUACCAACAGUGGUUGUGAUAAUAGUUUUGAAGUAGUCUCAGUGUUAGCAGCUAUAAAUAAGAAAGACAAAGUCUAAUCUAAAGUGGGAUUAUAUAGUAAGAUCAGUAAUGAGGAGUGCACAGUAGAAGCAUCCAAUCUAUGA
This is a messenger RNA of Stylonychia lemnae, 1122 nucleotides long. The record is from the annotation of a GenBank genome assembly. Lineage: Eukaryota; Ciliophora; Spirotrichea; Sporadotrichida; Oxytrichidae.